Epinephelus moara (kelp grouper) is the source of this 1246-nucleotide messenger RNA. Its product is annotated as SH3 domain-containing kinase-binding protein 1. The transcript is spliced from 7 exons. Bases 234 to 779 code for a protein of 181 amino acids. Lineage: Eukaryota; Metazoa; Chordata; Actinopteri; Perciformes; Serranidae. The record is from RefSeq and is a predicted model, not a curated record.
CUCUGCCCUGGUGAUAUUUGUGAGCAGCAGAGUGGAGCUAAACUUAGCUCUGACAGUACCACUCCUCAUCACAACAUACUCUGCAGAGCACAGUGGGUUACAAUGGAUGGUGUCGCAUUACCACAGAUGCUGCUGUAUCUCAGCAGUGACGCUGGCCAAACAAGAUGUAGACUUAAAGACUCUGCAGGUUUUUCUGUCUUUCACUCUCUCCGCUUGUAUUCCUCUCUGUCACGAUGGGCAACUAUAGCUCAGCCCUCAUUCCUGACACUGAAGAGUUUGACUCAAUUGUGUCGAUCGCGGAGAAGCUGAAUGAGCAGGUAGCUCAUGUUGCAGAUGAGAGGUUACAGUCAGAGCUUCAGAGUCUGGUAACACUCAUGAUGGAGGAGGAGAGGAAAGAAAACCAGAGCGAAGAGCUGGAUUCUUCAACACUUCAAGAAAACACUCAGAAAACAAGCCAAAAUGGUUCUGCUCUGCCUGUAGCAGCAUCCAAAAGUGUGCCCACAAAGUCCUUCACCUCCCUGUUACCAAAGGCUCUCUCUGCUGUACUUCAUCCGACUCUGGCCCCUGGUCCCAACUCUGACCCGCAGGCGAACAGGAAUCCACCUAACCUGGAACAACUGCAGACAGAGCUGAAAGAGCUGAAGGGGCAGUUUGAAGUGAUGAAGUGUCAGCACAACAAAGAAAUUAAACUGCUGAUGAGCGAGCUUGAUGAGGAAAAAAGGAUUCGCUUGACUUUACAGAUGGAGAUUCAACGAAUGAAGAAGCGCAUGUCUAAAUGAGUGGAGAACUUCAGCAUCUUCACAGACAAGUUUUAAAGGUCCUGUUGCACACUUAUAUAUAUAAAAAAAUCACCCUGGCUUUUGUUGUAUUUUUUGGAAAAACAUUUCACUUUAGUUUGUUGGAGUGGCAAAGGAGCCGGCCUAAAGGAAUGAAUGUUUUUAUUGAGUACUUGCUCAAAGUGCACAGGUGAGGCACAGUGGUAGCAGACUUCAGGUUGACUGCUCCUCCUUGGAAACGAGCAGUGGAUCUCGAUGAGCUCAGUUUUUCUUUUUCUUUUUUUCCUGUGGAUGGACUCUUAAUGACUUUGGCAUCUUCGGCAUUCUGUUUUGGGAGAAUAUUUUUUAAAGUGUCGAGGUGUGUUGAAGAUCAUCACUUAAGAAAUGCUUUUUAAUCACUUUUUCCUUUAUCCGACCGCGUGGAAAACAUUUGACAGUAAGAGAAGAGGACAUGAAAACGAGAGCCAGCA